CAGAAAACCUCGCCCAGCGCCGGUGCUAGCGAUUUUUAAUAGUCCCUCGGCCUGCCCCGGAAAGAGAACGUCCCUGUGGGUCGCCAUGGGCAGCAAGAUGGCGGCGGCCACCCGGGUCGUGCAGGUAGUCAAGCCACAUACUCCGCUAAUAAGGUUCCCUGACAGAAAAGGCUACCCCAAACUGAAUGCAACCCUGAGAGUACCAGAAUCUUUAACAUCAUCCAUGCUUCCAUCUCACACUUCUGCAAUAUCACAGCAUUCUGUGGGUGGUAAAUCGAGUUUGUCAAUGAAUCGUGGUCCACCAGAUACUGCUGAGAUCAUAAAAACAUUGCCACAGAAAUACAGGAGGAAACUCAUAUCUCCAGAAGAGAUUGAAUUUAUUCAACGUGGAGGUCCGGAGUAGUUGCUGCUGACAAACCUGUUAUUUACGAUUGUCAGGCAAAAAGUGGUUAUCUUCACAAUAAAGGCCUUCAACAAUGACAAAUGUUAAAUUGUACAUGAAGCCAAUUUAAUAUAAGAUUCUGUAUAAAAUGAAUGGUAGAAAAUUUAGAUAGACAUUUAUAUCUCCUAAUUUGUUUCUAAGUCAGCUUGUCUAAAGCUAAGCUAAGGGUUUGAGUUAUUUCUUAAAGUGUAGGAUUUUUUGUAAUUUAGAUAGCAUAUUCACUUUUGAUUUUCAGUUAUCUCUAAUAUUUAACUGUUAAAAGCUCAGGUUUAAUUCCAGUAACCUAUCAGAUUUCCCAUAAUUUUUCAUUGUUUUUCUCUUUAGUAAUGGAAAGUACUGGUCAGGUAGAAUCAUUGUUUUAGGAGAGAUACCAAAGCUUUUGAGAUUAGAUGAGAAUCAGUGUUAUCCUAUUCUGAAGGAUAAAAUUCAGACAGGACAGAUCACUGUGUUACUGAGAAUGGGACAACAAUGAAAAAUGUAUCUUAUUAUAGUUAUCAAACCUGUUUGUCAAAAACCAUAAGACGGCAAACAAAAAAUGAAAUGGAUGUAGCGGGAUGUGUUUUAAAAGGGAUUCUGUAUAUGUUUUGAGAAGUUCCUGCUCUUUGAGUUUGUUGUGUUUUGAUCAUGUAUUGUGAGCACAAAUCAAAUUAAAUAUUUAUUUUCCCACUU
Messenger RNA from Dromiciops gliroides (monito del monte), 1111 nucleotides. It is a transcript of the gene KGD4, whose product is annotated as mitochondrial ribosomal protein S36. Bases 86 to 403 code for a protein of 105 amino acids. Gene Ontology annotation, biological process: 2-oxoglutarate metabolic process. The transcript is spliced from 5 exons. The record is from RefSeq and is a predicted model, not a curated record. NCBI's taxonomy places the organism in Eukaryota, Metazoa, Chordata, Mammalia, Microbiotheria, Microbiotheriidae.